Messenger RNA from Nicotiana tabacum (common tobacco), 2163 nucleotides. The record is from RefSeq and is a predicted model, not a curated record. Lineage: Eukaryota; Viridiplantae; Streptophyta; Magnoliopsida; Solanales; Solanaceae.
GGCAUGCUACAGCUUCUGUUCCAAAAUCCAAGUCAAAGAAGAAGGCAAAGAAAACAAAGUUCAAAUCUUUGAAGAAAGGAGGUCUAGCUUCUGAACCUCAAGCUUUAAAGGACGGGUCUUCAAUAGAGUUGAUGACCAUAGAUGAUGAUGUUCUAUCUAGUGAUCCAGUUACAACGCCUGAUUCUGCUCAAGAGAGAAAGCGUAAACUAGCAACGGGUGAUGAGGAUGUGAAAAGCGCGAAGAAGUCUAAAAAAUUGAAGAGGUCCUCUGAGGUAUCUUCUCUGGUAAUGCAUUCAUCUUAUCAUGGCAAGCAUUCAUCUUAUCAUGGCAAGCGGCCGGUUGAAUCUAAAGAAUUGAAGCGGUAUGAUGGUGGCACCGUGGAUGUCGAACUCAGACCAAUAAGCAGAAGCAGGAUGGGAGGGAAAAUCUCAAUCAGUUCAAUGCCUGUAAAGCGAGUUCUUACUAUUAAAUCAGAAAAGCCGAUUAGGAAAGGUAAACUAUGGUAUAAAGAUUAUUUUCCAUCCGCUGAUUCAUGGUUGCCACAAGAGGAUGCUGUACUUUGUGCUUCUGUUCAUGAGUAUGGUCCUCACUGGAGCUUGGUGAGUGAUAUCUUGUAUGGAAUGACUGCUGGCGGAGUUUAUAGAGGAAGAUAUCGUCACCCUGUUCUUUGUUGUGAAAGGUACAGGGAACUUAUACAGAGAUAUGUGUUAUCUGCGACAGACAUUGUAAACGAUAGAUCCAACAAUGCUGGCUCUAUAAAAGGUCUUCUCAAAGUGACUGAGGAAAAUGUCCGACUGGUGUUAGAUAUUGCAUCAGAGGUUCCAGAUCAUGAGCCCCUUGUUCAAAAGCAUUUCUUUGCCCUUCUUUCCUCUGUGUGGAAAAUGUCAUGCCGGAAAAGCCAGACAAAUGCGUUCUCAUCUUCCCAGAAUGGCUUCUAUCAUUCUGGAAGUUUGUUUACACCAACUUUGAACCUUGUUUCUACGAAGGGACCACUGGAAAAGAGAUUUUCUAAUAUAAGUAUAUGUGCCAAGUUAGUAGCAGCUGCUCUCUCUGACCAGCAGAGUGCACAAAGUGAUGAGAGAGUCUCCAUUUGUGACCAGAGAGAAGAAGCUUCUUUUCCUGCUGAGCAGUUGGAUGUUACACUGGAAUUUGGGGCAGAGAAAGAUGAUAAGACAAUUCCCUUGCCAUCGCCUGUAACUGUUAAAAUACGUGGUCCUGAAUCCCCAUUGCCUCCAAGAAUGAUGAUAGCUGAGCAUCAUCAUUUCAAGUCUUCCCUGAAUGUGGCUGAAAACCGGUUCUGGGCUGCAUCAAGUACUGAAGGUUGUUUGGAUUGGGCUUCUCUUGCUUUUCCUGUUGGGGAUGCCAAGUCACAAACUCCAUUGAAAUCACAAUUUUUGGGGAAGCACAAGCUCUCUGAUUCUGUGAAAGUUUCCAAAUCAAAGUCCAGAAAGAUUCCAAUGGAAUCUAGUGAUGUUGGUCAGACCAAGGAUCUAGUUAUCCUGCCAAUGCCAUCUGCAUCUAAUGAUUCCUGUGCAAGAGCUGAUGUGGGAUUAUCGUUCCUCACAGAACGUGGACAUGAUUUUGAAGACAGGACCUUGUUUGACCUAAAUUCAGAAUUUAACUUGGGGAGCGAGGAUGUAUUCCAACAUGAAUAUGUUCCUGACUUCAUAUCGGGACUUGACGAUUGGUCAGUGUUUCCAGAAUUCACGGAUAUCGGGUAGAUACCAAAAUGUGAACUAUGAUAUCACCUGGGAGUAGUGGCAAUUUGCUCUAAUCUUGGAGGCAAGAAACCUCUCGGGCACCAAGGCUUGGGAUCAUGAAGGUGCUCUCAGGGUUCGAUAAGGCAGGAAAAAUCUCGUUUGUUGGAUGCCGAUGAAGAGACAAUUGGUUUGCCGUGGCAGCAGUUUACAUGCCUGGACAUUGAUGGCCAGAGGUAUUUGGUGGACAUGAAAGACGUAGGAAAAUGUAAAAAUAGCAAUUGAUGUAAGUAGGGUGUAGGCUGCUUAAUUUUUUCAUUUAGUGGGAAAUUUGUGCUCGCAAAAUUUUGGAGGAUGCAGUCAAAUUCAUUUGUGUAGGCACACAAUUUCCCUCUUAGCUUUCGGAAAAGUUAGCUGUUUAGUGAUCUAGUCAUUGAAAGGAAAGGUUAUUUCUACACUUUCUGUC